Molecule: messenger RNA, 1438 nt
Organism: Daucus carota subsp. sativus
Lineage: Eukaryota; Viridiplantae; Streptophyta; Magnoliopsida; Apiales; Apiaceae
Product: CRIB domain-containing protein RIC6-like
Exons: 4
Coding region: 357-974 (205 amino acids)
Source: RefSeq, a predicted model, not a curated record
CUAGUUAAUAUUAACCCCAUCUUAGAAAUUCCAUUAAUUACCAAUAAAAAGAUGAAACAGUUGCCUUCAUACCAUUUUUAAGGAGGUAAUUAAUCUUCACCUCGUGUGAGGGGGGUUGAACUGCAAUUCUUUGGUGCAGUUUACCCUUCUUCCUCAUUUUCACCACCCUACACAAAUAAUAUAUGCAGUAAAAACAAUAUUCAUACACCAAAUUUCCCUUUAUCCUCUUGAGAAGUUUCACCUUAUGACCUUAAACUUUUAAUCUGACCAUGAUCUGAGGGAGGUGAAAUUGAAAGUUCCCUCCCAAUUUAACUGGAAGGGGUAACUUUCAGCCAAGAGGAUUUCAUUUGAGGAGAAUGGGGACAAGAAUGAAGGGCCUUUUAAAAGGCCUUAGGUACAUUUCUAACAUAUUUGAGGAGGAGAAAGAACAUGAAAUGCAGAUUGGCAUGCCAACAGAUGUCAAACAUGUGGCUCAUAUAGGAUGGGAUGGUCCAUCAUCUAAUGAAUCUCCAAGCUGGAUGAAGGAGUACAAAGGAGGGGGCGUUGUUCAGUCUGCGCCCCUGAAUGCCUCUGAACCUCCUCGAGAGAGUCCUGAUGUCAAAUGGGUUUCCCAAGAUUCAUCAAAACGAAAGAGCAAAAAAUCUGCGGCUAAAGACCUACCAGAAUUGCCAAAAUCAUCAAGGCGCCAAUUCACAGACAGCUCAGCAGUAAGUCCAUCUCCAAAAAGGAAUCCAUCGAAGUCAAGGAGCUCGAGGAGGCACCACCAACAGGAAUCUGAAGGUAGUUGCAGAGGCAGUCGACGGGGCAAAGAACUGAGCAAUGAUGCACCUAUUUCACCCUCAAGUCCGACCUCCAGAAAACUAGCAGAUGGUAGAACAAAAUCCAGGCGCAGAAAGUCUAAAGAAUCCUCUCUCCACGGAACAUCAAAAUCUAAGGACAAGGAGUACUCAAGUGUUAGCGAAGGAUCAUCAUAAUCCGAAGAUAGUCUCCCUUGAACUUCAUUCUCCGACCCCUGGAUCGGGCAAUGCUGAUUCAUCAACAAGGUCAUUUAUUAAUAAAGGUUCACCAGCUUCCAGGCUGGAGGCUUUUCAAGAGGAAGAAAAGGGAAAGAUACUGGUGUCUUGAAUAACAUGCUGAAUGGUCAUUUUUGGUUGCAAGUUCUUUUAGCUAGUGAUAUAUUCAAGUGAAAAGGGAAAGAAUAGGUAGCAGCACUUGUUGGCGUGGAUUUGUAGAAUCCAACCAUAGCAAGUGCUGACAUUAUUUUGAGACUACUUCCUCAUCUGCUGAGUAGAAGUUAGAGCAUUCAUCCUAUUCUCCUUUUCAUGCAAAUUGUAACAACAUUGGCUAUAAGAACAUGAAGCCCGGCCGUAUGCCCACAUUCUCUGUCUCACAAUUCAAUAUGGUUUGAGCAACUCGCCAAGCAAUUAGCAAACAUAAC